AUGACGUUAGAAUACCUUAUUGUUCGCCUAAGGAUUGAAGAGAACAACAAGGCUGCAGAAAAGAAGUCUCGUGAAAAUUUAACAAUAAUGGGUGCAAAUAUUGUUGAGGAAGCUUCAACAAGCAAAAAGAGAAAGAAGUCGUCUGGACCAAAGAAUUACCCAAGCAAAAUGAAGUUCAAAGGUAAUUGCCACAACUAUGGUAAGGUUGGACACAAGGCUACUGAAUGUCGUGCACCAAAGAAGGACAAGAAGAAUAGCCAAGGAAACAUGAUUGAGAAGAAUGAUGAAAUAGACGAUUUAUAUGCCAUACUUUCUGAAUGCAGCCUAGUCGGAAAUCCUAGAGAAUGGUGGAUUGAUUCGGGGGCAACUCGUCAUGUUUGUGCUAACAAGGAGUUGUUUACUUCUUAUGCUCCCGCUGGACCCGACGAGAUAUUUUUUACGGCAAACUCCGCUACUGCAAAAAUUGAAGGAACGGGCAAGAUAGCUUUGAAGAUGACUUUUGGCAAGAUUGUGACUCUAAACGAUGUCCUUCAUGUUCCUGAAAUGCGGAAGAAUUUAGCGUCGACAUCACUUCUAGUCAAGAACGAUAACGCUGAAUUCUUGGAGAAUAUUUAUCCGUAUAAAAUGGAAUGUGAGUCGUCUAGUAAAAACUCUAAGCGAUCUCGGAAAGAAACAAAGGAAAGUACUUUUAAUGAGGAAAUCCAAGACGUAGUAAACGUCAAAGGACAACUACUUCCUUUGAACCAGAUUUUCGGCAUUUUUGUUGGAAAAUGA
Nicotiana tabacum (common tobacco) is the source of this 774-nucleotide messenger RNA. Lineage: Eukaryota; Viridiplantae; Streptophyta; Magnoliopsida; Solanales; Solanaceae. The record is from RefSeq and is a predicted model, not a curated record.